Molecule: messenger RNA, 4443 nt
Organism: Rotaria sordida
Lineage: Eukaryota; Metazoa; Rotifera; Eurotatoria; Philodinida; Philodinidae
Source: the annotation of a GenBank genome assembly
AUGUAUAGCGAUACUGAAUGUACGCGUCGUACAGGAAAUUCAAUACGUAGUUGUCAUUCAACAUCAUUAUCAAAUCGUUAUAUACAUGGUUAUGGUAGUAACCAAGAUUUAUCAAAACGUCCACAAUUUCUGUCAUCACCAACAAUAUCAGAAAUUAUUUAUAAUGGUGAAACAUUUCCACUUCUAGCUGAAUUUUUACAAAUUCAUGGACGUGAAUCAUUAGUUGGAUUUUGUGCUAUUGUUAUUGGUAUAUCAAAUUUAACAUUAGAUAAACGACAAGCAUUAUAUGCUGUACGUGCUGCUUAUAAACAAUAUAUUAAUGAUGAAACAAUAUCAAAUAGUUGGUUACAAUCAACAACAAAAGAUUUAAUUCGACAACAAAUAUCACAACGUAUAUUUGAUCCAUAUAAAAUAUUUCAACCAGCUAUGAAAGAUAUGUUACAAUAUUUAAAACAAAAUUUCUAUUCAAAUUUUCUUUCAUCACAAAUAUGGAAAAAUUAUUUAAGUAAAAAACAACAAGAUAAACGUAUUAAAGGAAGAAAUGCUUCAACACCAAAAAAAAUUAAUACAUCAAUAAGUACAUCAACUGUUAAAUCAUCAAAACAACCAAUAUGGAAAAGAGAUAUAUUAAUAAAUUUUAAUGGAAAUAAAACACUCGGUUCAACAAGUUCAACAACGACAACAAUUAAAACACCAUUAGCAUGUUUUAUACAAAAUAAAGAUGUACCAUAUAUGAUUCAUUUGAAUAUGCCUGUUGAGCGUAUUACAUUAGGUGAUAUUAAACCUCGUAUACAUCAUUUAGCUGGAAGAAAAUUUGAUAAUCAAACAACAGAAUGUCAUUAUUAUUUUAAACGUCGUACUGAUCCAUCUGAAAUAUGUUUAAUGAAUGAUGGUAUGACAUCAAAAUCUACAUAUGUGUAUGAAGAAAUUGAUAAUGACGAUAUUCAUACACCUGUACCACAUCUUAAUGGUACAAUUGUGUAUAAUGGAUUGAAAAAAAGAGAUCAAUUUUCUGUACACAUGGAAUUUUUGUCUAGUAUUAUUAUUAUUUUUAUAUUUAUUCCAUCGUAUUUAUGUCUAAAUAAUUUAACUUAUGUAUUUUCACAUACAGCGACAAGUGAUAUAAAUGUAUUAGUAAGUUCGAAUGGUUUAAUAUUAACAAAUACAGCAUAUGUAAAACGUUUAUCAUCAUCGACUGUUGAUUUACUUCAAUCAACAGAAAAACUUUUAAAUGCUACUGAUGUUCAAUCAAUUGUUUUUGGAUGGAAUACAGGUGAUUGUUCAUAUCCAUCAGCAAUAGCUCUGAAGUAUCCAACAAAAUAUAUAAGUAGUCCAAUAUGUUUUACUCAUGUUUCUUCAUUAAACAAUAUUUUACGAUUGACAGUUACAAGUGAAGAAUUAGGACAAGCAGCUGUAUCAUUUAUGAAUUAUUAUUCUUUACAUUAUUUUUCAAUGAUAUUAAGUGAUUCGAAUGAAUUUUAUUUGAAUUUAGCACAAAAAUUUUCGAGUUAUUUAUCUCAAAAAUCUUAUAUUUUUGAAAAAUUAAUAUCUGUAUCAAAUUUUUCAUCAUCAUCAUCAUUAAUUUAUUCACUAAGAAGUAGAGUCUUUUUUAUAAUAUGUUCAUAUGAUGAAGAAACCUCACUCUAUCCAAUUAUUUCAUCUUCUUAUCAAUCAGUAUCGUCAACAAUGAGAAAUGUUAUUUUUAUAUUUAUUCGUUGGUCACAUCAUUUUGUUAGUUUUUAUACUACACAAUUUUUACCUAAUGUAACAUUAUAUGGACCAUCAUAUAUUCCUAUUCUUCAUCUAUUACCAAUGGACAGUAGUAUGACAAAUAAUUUAGAUGAUAUGAUUUCAACGUAUGAACAAGACAUAUUUAAUCCUACAUCAAAUAUGACAUUUUCUGAUGAUAUUAUUUUUAUUUUGAGUGAACUUGAAAGUGUUGAUUUAUUACGACAAAUAUCAAUAAUAGAUUUUCCAUUAACAAAUCGAUCAACUAUGUUUGGUCAAAUUACAUUUGAUAGUAAUCAACAACGUUCAUUUAUUUAUUCAUUAAUUGGUCGACAAUGUAAUGGUAGUUGGGCUAUUUUAAAAUCUAUUGAUUCAGUAUUAAUAAAUGUUAAUACUAAUUUAAAUGUAUGUAUUAGUUAUUCAUUUGUUGAUACAAUAACAACGAUAACACCAGAAGAUAGCGGUUGGCGCAUUCUUCGUAUUGCACUUUUUACAUUAUUGGGUGUAGCUCUUGCAUGUGCUGCUGGACUUAUUGCUUUCUUUAUCGUCCGAAAUCAACGUAAUCGUAAACAAUUUUCUAAAGGUCCAAAUAAAAUUAUAUUAUUACCCGAUGAUUUAAUGUUUGUUAUGCCAAAAGGUUCAAUAUUUACAAGCAAAGUUAAUUUAAAAAAUGAGCCACAUGAACGUAGUAAUGUAUCUAUACGUAGUGAAGAAAUUCAAGCAGGAAAAACAGCUCGUUAUAAUGGUGAUUUAGUUGAAGUCAAAAAAUUACACAUUGGUCCAUUAUCACUUCGUACAAAAGUUAUGCGUGAAUUACGACAAUUAAAAGAUUUACGUCAUGAAAAUGUUAAUACAUUUCUUGGACUUUUUAUUGAUCAAAAUGCACCAGCAUUAAUAUUUGAAUAUGGUCAUCGUGGUAGUCUUGAAGAUAUUCUCAAGAAAGAAGAAAUAAAACUUGAUUGGAAUUUUAAAUGGUCAAUGCUUAAUGAUCUUGUUCGAGGUAUGAGAUAUUUGACAAAUUCACCUAUACGUUGUCAUGGAAAUUUAAAAUCAAGAAAUUGUAUUGUUGAUUCACGUUGGGUAUUAAAAGUAACAGAUUAUCAUUUAAAUGAAAUGUAUACUUUACAAAAUGCUCCAAGACAAGUUGAAAUAGUUGAUCUUUUAUGGAUGUCACCUGAACAUAUUCGUACAGCAAUCAUUAAAAAUGAUGUUGCUACAGUAAUGACAAGUUCAGCAGCUGGUGAUGUUUAUAGUUUUGGUAUUAUUAUGCAAGAAGUUAUUCUUCGUGGACCACCAUUUUGUAUGCUUGAUCUUACCCCACAAGAAAUUAUUGCUAAAAUAAAAAAACCACCACCACUAUUACGACCAUCUGUAUCGAAACAAACCGCACCACCUGAAUAUAUUAAUUCAAUGAAACAAUGUUGGGCUGAACAAGCCGAAACACGACCAUCAUUUAAUGACCUUGCUCAAUCAAUUAAAUCACUUAAUGGUGGAAAAAAAGUAAAUAUUGUUGAUACAAUGUUUAAAAUGCUUGAACAAUAUUCAAAUAAUUUGGAAGAUUUAAUUAAAGAACGAACAACACAACUUGAAGAAGAAAAGAAAAAAACAGAUAAAUUAUUAUCACAAAUGUUACCACCGAGUGUUGCUGAGAGUCUUAAAUCGGGUAAAGCUGUUGAAGCUGUAUGGUAUGAAUGUGUAACAAUUUAUUUUUCUGAUAUUGUGGGAUUUACAACAAUAUCAGCAUUGAGUAGUCCAAUGGAAGUUAUUGAUUUACUCAAUGAUUUAUAUACAAUGUUUGAUUCAAUUCUAGAAGAUUUUGAUUGUUAUAAGGUUGAAACUAUUGGUGAUGCAUAUAUGGUUGUUAGUGGUCUACCAAUUGAAAAUGGUAAGAAACAUGCUUCAGAAAUAGCUAUCAUGGCAUUAACAUUAUUACAUGCUUGUGGUAAAUUUAAAAUUCGUCAUAUGCCUGGUGUACCAUUACAAUUACGUAUUGGAUUACAUUCGGGUGCAUGUGUUGCUGGUGUUGUUGGUCUUAAAAUGCCUCGAUAUUGUCUGUUUGGUGAUACAGUUAAUACAGCUUCUCGAAUGGAAUCAACUGGCAUGGCUUAUCGUAUUCAUUCAAGUGAAACAACUGCUGGAUUAUUAGAAGAAAUUGGUGGUUUUCAGUUAGAAUAUCGUGGAGUUACAGAAAUUAAAGGUCGAGGUAAUUAUAAAACUUAUUGGCUUACAGGAAAAGAUGGUUUUGAUAAAGAAUUACCACCACCGGUUAUAUCUGAAAAUAAUCAUGGUCUUGACAAAGAAUUAGUUAAAUUAGCUGAAAAAAAUGCACGUGAACGGGAAAAACGUGAACGGGAAAAACGUGAACGAGAACCUCAAGAAAAACAAGCACCACCACCACCAAAAACAACAACAACAACAACAACAACAUUACCAGUCAAUAAUCAUAUACAAGUUCAACCAACUAUUGAAACUAUUGCUUCAGAUCAAAAACCAAAAAAAACUAGAAAUUCUUAUGUUACAAUGACUAAUAAUAUUAAUCAUGAUAUGAAUAAAAUAGAAGAUUUAUUAAGAUUUACACCACCACCUGAUGCACCAUCAUCAUUAACAUCAAAUUCAACAAAUAAACAUCCAUCACCUAAUGAACUUCCAGCUAAAUUACAACAAAUGGAUGGACCUAGUGGACCUGUAAGAAAGUCAACGAAAGCAAAAUGGUAA